Orussus abietinus is the source of this 3212-nucleotide messenger RNA. RefSeq lists its product as uncharacterized. Bases 2341 to 3078 code for a protein of 245 amino acids. Lineage: Eukaryota; Metazoa; Arthropoda; Insecta; Hymenoptera; Orussidae. The record is from RefSeq and is a predicted model, not a curated record. The transcript is spliced from 3 exons.
UAAUCACGUUUUAAAGUAUGAAACGAUUUGAAACAUCCAGUUCGCAGAAAAGUUUUAUGAACGAUUGCGCUUUCGGAUGCCACUUUCACAUCCCCUUAAAGGUAGUUCCAUAUUUCGUAGUGAUCCUGAAUGUUCUUCAAUGAACAAGGAAGAAAACGUCCUUCACCUUUCCAUAUUUCUUUGGAUAAACAUAAAAAAAUUUGGAAAGAUAUAUUCUAAUUAUACCAAUCAACAAUGCUUUACCAAAACUCCAACUGUUUCCCUUAAGGCCAAGUUAACUGUGCCUAGUUCAACACGAGAAAUAUCUAUUGCUCUCACUUAAUAUAAAGCUGCUUUCGUUAUUAUCAAAACGAGAGCUGGUCGUUGCUCAAACGAACUAAUUCUUUGUUUUAUCCUGCAUAUUUAGUCGCACACCCUGUUAGGAUUACUAAUUUUUUUUUAUUCUGCGACAAACGAACACUUCGGUGUCACUACCUAGUGAUAGUAUUAUAUUUAUGAAAUAUUAUGUUCUAAAGCUUAUUCAGAUUCAUGCUGACAAAGUAUAUCGAAGCAGAUUUCCCGAGAGAAUACGGUGAGAUCGAACGUAUAGGAAAGCUAGGGGGAUAUAAAAGUGGUAUCUGAAGAGUCAAUCGUUCAUGAAACUUUCCUCCGAAAUUCUUAAGCAGUUGAAAUUUCAUGAGUUUUAGGACCUUCCUUAUACCCUCCAUAUUUAUAUUGUAAAGUUCGAAUCGAUUCAGUGCAUCCACUUUGGAGAAAAGUUUCAUAAACGAAGCCUCUUCGACGCCACUUUUACACCACCUUAACGGAGAAUACAGCGAGGAAGACCAUAAGCAGUAACCGAAUCUUGAGAUUUCUUGUAAAACGAAUGUUUCGUUUUUUAGUUUUGUUACAUUAAUUAAUAUAAAUUAAGUUUAAAAAAAAAUGUUGAAAUAUGAAUGUGAAAUUUGAAAAGCUUUAUGAUAGGAUGAAACGAAUUAGCGACUGUAGAAAUACCGAUCUUUUAGUGGUAGCUAUAAUAAUUUAUGGAAAGGCGAUGCUUAACUAUUCCUUAUUGUAUUCGCUCGCAUUCAUUGUAUUCUCCCGACAAGCUGUAUAGUCGCCGAAAUUGAAAGAAGCCGAGGCACAGCAGUGCUUCCUAUUAACAAAUACGUUUAUACUAAUCUUUAUGAUAGGGAUAUUGUAAAAAUAUCCCAAUGAUUUUAGUGAAUAGCGUGCACUUGACUUAUAGAGGUAGAGCAAACUCAUCACUAAAAUAUUAUAUCCUCAAGGUUUCCAAAUACUGUGAAUACCAUUUCAUGAUACGGUAUACGUUAUAAGUAGAGUAUUAAUAUUAUUAAUUGUAAGACUCGAUCGAAAGUGCCUUCUCAAUUGAUAUUUUAGAAUUACGUGCUCGUUGCGCGCUCUAUACGUUUACUGAUUUUGAUAAAGGAUAUUUACCACGGAGUAGAGUUGGGUAAAGUUUACAUAAUAUUGUAUUUAAGGUAUGAAUAGGUCCGAGUAUGAUUUUAAGGACCACAUAGAAGCUCCAGGACACUUUGAAUCGUUGUUGGCAAGUCCUUGAUAAUUCUUAUAAAUUCUUAGAAGAGUGAAAGACCGUUCAAAGAGUGUAUUACCUUGUGUAUAUUAAUUUGCCCAACACUGCGAGUGAAGGAAUCUUUAUAAGUGACGAUAUCAUAACACAGCCAAUCGCUAAGGUCCAACUGAUAACGUAAUUUUGCAAUAACUGUAAGCACUUAUUGACCUAAUGUAAAGAAUAUUAGACCAAUUGACAGGCUGAACGUAUCGCUCGAGAGUUGUAAUUUCAUUAACUUCGAGACUGGAUCCUUGUCAAGUCUCCUGACAAUCGGACGACACGUUGACAUUUGGUAUUCUUAAUUCGUGCGAAUUGUCAACGCGCUCCUCCAUAAAUUGACUUACUACUAAAUCAUUCUAUGCGCCUACCGAUGUAUAUUUAUAAAUUAAUCGUUGUACAAUAUACACUAAUCGGCAAAGUUGUUUAUCCUUGUUAGACAUUUACAAAUAAGUUAUAUACAGUAUUAACUGUACAAUGAAAAGUAUUUAAUGGCAAUAAGACUCGUCCAGAAAGUGACCGUGUGUGUGUAUUUACUUUCGCACAUUAAUCGUUACACCAUAUCUCCAGAUUUAUAUUCUAAAUCUCUGGUCUGUUUACUUCGCGUUGAGGUUAGAUAUUUACUUUUUUUCCCUAUAUUUCUUGCUCUUCCAACGGUCGAUCGUCAUUAAAUCGUUCGCAGUGUGCUACUUGAGACUAGAUAACACGCAACUGAUUUAGAUUAAAUGUAAAUUAAUAUUUAAAUAUUGAGCAGGAGUAUUUUUAUACCAAUGGCCGGAAUAAUAACUGGCCCAGGGGGCCAUAUCGUGGGAGCUGCAAUUCAAGCUCUCGUCGGUGGAAUUCCUUUGGGUGAAAAUGGCUCCAAAGCUUUAAACGUGCUACGUGAUGUCGGGGUUCCAACUCCACCACCCAGUUGGUUCACACCGAAGAAAUCUGAUGAGCAGAAGGCCCGAGAGGUCUACGACAAGUUGGAAAUGCAUCUUGACGGUGCUCUUAAAGUCUUGAAGCCUGCAAUGGAAAUCAAGAAGAUUUUGGAAAAUGAACGCAGUUUGUCAGCUGAUCGUCCUCAAUCACAACCUUCAGUAGUGCCUGCACAGUAUUACACACCUCAAAUACCGCAGAAGCUGUAUCGGGAUAAAUCACAUUGCCAGAACAAAGAGAAAUCAACAUUGGAGAAUAAGAACUUAGUCAGCAUAGGCAAGGGAGAUCCUUUGAGCAAGGUACAGAACAUCUUGGAUGCGAUCACUCCACCGGCACGAAAUGAAAAGACUCCAUCUCCUUUGUCAAAGGAUGUGAAAAAUAAUCUGAUUGAAUACUCGCACAAAGUAAAAUAUUCCAGGGAAAAUCACGUAUCCAAAUCAGAGGCCUGCAUGAUUUAUCGAGAACCUUGUGUAAUCAACGAAUGUGAAAAAUCUCCAUGUAAGGAAUCUAUGCCAAAGAAUGCUAAGGGCUGUCAAUGCUAUCGAAAAAGUAACAAAGAGGUACGAUGUAAGAGAAUGAAAAAAUGAAAAGAGAAACUUGUUUUUUUUUAUAUAUUUGCUGUGCAAAAUGAUCCCUGAUGCUUGAACAUUGGUAUAUCGUCACAUGUAUUUUAUUUUUCUAUGUAAACGAUACGUUAUUAAAUAAUAUUUGAUAAAACGAA